ACGUAGAAGAGGAUGCUGCACCGGGGUUGACAUCCUCCAACGAUGUGAGGCAGGAGAGGAGAGGAUGAACCCGGACUCUGAGGCGGAUAUUGCGGUUUUACCUCUGCACAUGCUCCAUGUCGUCAUCGGGAAACCACCAUCAGUGCGCACGGCUCCAGAGGACGGAUGAGACGCGGAAACAUCAACAUCUUGAUGGAGGAAACUAGAGGAGUCCCUUUAAGAUGACACGCACAGACCCUCCUGACUUACUGGUAUCAACUGUGCAUCGAGAUAUUAAAGUGAUCCCCUUUUCUACACACUACAAGUCCUUGCAACCCUCCAAACAAUGUGAUUCUAUAAACUACACACUGGAGGACAGUAAGAGCAAAGUCAAUAAGAGGCACUGCCGUACCUUUGACUAUAAGUCAUUGGAGUACCCAAAAUCAAACUCAAUGGAGUCCCCUUACAAGAAUGCUGAUAGGCAUGCGGCCAACCCAGAUGUUGCCUGGAAUGCCUUGGGCCGUCAGCAGAGAUACCGCUUCUCUGCUCCGGACAUUUUCAGCCAUAGGCUACCUCCUCAACCAUUGGCUGCAGAUAUGCCCAGUGAAGUCAUUGUCCCUGAACAAAAGAGAAGGACCAGGUCAAGAAGUGCCCCUCGGGUCCAGACCAGUCUCACCCCUGUGUCUUUUGAAGUGUCCUCCUCUUCGGGGAGGAAGGGCAGGGAUUCCCAAAGGGCUUCAAGAGAUUCUCGCUUGAGGCCAGAAGUAUCGCCGCGCAGGGAGUCGUCCCAUGCAGCAACUAGGGCUCAUAUGCAUGACGUACAUCCCAUUAAAUUGCAGCCACAAAUGGGUGACAGUAGUAGGUACUCACCUCACUAUGCUGCUGAUAAUCCUGAGGGCGGAGGGCUUGAUAAACCAGCAACUAGCCCUCAUGUCAGGUGCCGGGUGGACAUUAAACCAGAUGAUGCAGCGCUACAUAAUUCUGGACGGAAACAAGCUACACCUCAUGUGGAUAUACCCUGGCAGAGGCACCACAGUGGGGGGAGUAGGAGUAUGACUGUGCCACGCCAUUUCUCUUACUCGAGAACAACAACUCCGACUGAUUCGUUAGGUCGAGAGGGUAGGCAAGCUUAUCAAUAUUCCCGCAGCAUGCCCAAUAGUUACUUACAACCCAUGGAGAGUCCCUUGCAAAGGACGACUUCGUCAGGUGAAUACUAUGGUAGGGAACGCAGAGCUCAUUCAAGUCCUAAUGUGCCAACCAAGUUAUUUUAUGCAGAUGACCCAGGAAGAUAUGUUGCUUCUGCUCCACCUCAGCCAAGUUCUCGCUUUCAUGACGAACGUUACACACCUGGACAAACAAAUACUACAAAAGUGCAAUAUGUGCAAGAUCCAAGGACUCGAAUGGUGCACGCUGUAGCAACAAGACCCUAUUACCCUGAGGUGGAACCCUAUCAAUACUCUGUGCAGUCCGGGUAUCCCAAACCCUACGCACCCAAUGAACCAGGGCCAUACAUCAUUCAGACACCUCCAACAAGAAUAUUUUAUGGGGAUGAUCCAAGGUCUUAUCCAAUCCAGACAGCUCCACCAAGGUUUUAUUAUUCCAGCGACAUGUACGCAAUGCCCCCAGAGCAUCAUGUCCCAGCAAGGGCGUAUUACACCGAGGGCCGAAGACAUGCUCGAGUGAUUCAGGCACAAACAGAUGACUGGUAUGGCUCAGAUGCUUCUGGUUAUUCCACCAACCCUGCCUCGUAUGUAUCUCAAGUCACUCCAACCAGAGUCCGUCCAGAGCCUGCGCCGGCACCCUGGUACGCCAACCCAUGUGUAGAACCUCCAAGAAUUGGCACAGAAUCAAAAUCUUACUCAAGGUCAUGGGACAAUAUUCUCGACUCUCGUGUAGAGCGAGAACAACCUAUUCCUGUACAGCGGGGUCAAAGCUAUGAUGAUCUUCUUGACUCCAGGAAGCCUGCAGCAGCCACCGAGGACAAACCGCAACCCGUGGUAGUCAAUCUUUCCAGUUCUCCAAGACGUUAUGCGGCCUUAUCCAUGUCUGAUAACUCACUCGUUGACAAAAGCCCAACCGAGACAUCAAAGGGCAGUACUAGUAAACUCUGGUUUGUAACUCCUGAGAUAACAAUCACUGAUAAUGACAUGCGACCGGGGAAACUUAAUAAGGCUGAAGGACGGUCUGCCAGUUGGGACGUUCUUGACACCAGAAGCACAGAAGAUCCAGGACUGUGUCAGCGUGACUUUGAAAGCUCAACCAAAGAGAAGACACACGACAAUGCGUCACUACAACAAAGCCUUGAACAACUUGAUGAGCUUCUGGCAGAUCUUGUAACUGAUUACAAGCCACCCAGUAGAAGGGCAAGUGAGGACAUUCUUGAUCAAUUAAAGAAGUUAAUUGAUGAGGAGGAAGCAGUAUCUCUGUCCAGAAAGAGCUCGAGGGCAUUUACAAAUGAACCACCUCCUCUUGACAAGCAGCCAACGUCAAUAAGAAUUAAUCCUGAUUCUUUCCAUGACAUCGGGGGCAGUGAUGCUAUGAAGAGUGCAGAUGAGUGCUCCCCAGAUCAGAGCCCAGAUGAGGAUGAUACAAUGAUGUGCUCUAAUAACAAAUGCAGGAGGACAGAGACACUCUUCAAUGCUUGCCUGUAUUUCAAAUCCUGCCACAGCUGCUACACCUACUACUGCUCUCGUAAUUGUCGCAGGGAAGACUGGGACAUUCAUAAAGCAAACUGCUUGUAUGGAAGAAUGGGAAGCAUAUGUCGUCACAUCAUCAAACACUGCCGGGAGACUGUUGAAGUCCACAAAGCCUUCUCCCGUAUUGCCAAAGUUGGCUACCUUUCACGAGGUAGAGGAGUUCUUUUCCUUGGUUUUCCAAAUCCUGCAUCAUCAAGUAACUUCCUGCAGUAUGGCCUGGAUACUCUACCAAUGUCUCCUACAUACCUAUCCCUCCGAGAGCUCGAAAGCUUCAAGGACAACCUAGGGGAGUACUGUAAGGAGCUUCAGGAAGCUGGGAAAGAGUACGACCCUAACGAAUGUUUCAUCUUGAAUGUAUCCAUUGCCGUUGGUGACCAAAUGCCUGAGGGGCCAUCACCAAGGAACGAAGCUCCAACCGUCAGAAAAUAUGCAAAGGUAGCCCUGGCUUCCUUUAGCCCUGAGAGAAAGGUUCACAAGAAAGAGACGGACAUGGAAACGCUGAUCCUCACUCCACCUCCUGGAACAGCGGAUAUCGACAAAGAGGGAGAGGAAGGCAGGAAGGCUAGGGAAAUCUGUUUUAUUAAUAUACAACGGGAGUUAAGGAUCAGAGGGGUUUUCCUACGCCAUGAAUUCCCACAGGUGUAUCAACAGCUCUGUGAGUUUGUGGAAAAUAACAGAAGGUUCACACCCACGACCAUUUAUCCGAUUGAUAAGAGGACCGGUAAACAGUUCAUGUGCAUGAUAAUGGCUGCCUCUGAGCCGCGGACAUUGGACUGGGUGGGCACCCCGCAUCUCCUCGAUGACAUCAUUUAAGUGCGCCUUUUGUUGUAAAUAUAUAUGUAUAGAAAUACAUAUAUAUUGUUACACAUAUUUAUAUAUCAAUCCAAUUACAAACGUUUGUAAAUAAGUAUUUUGUUAUCAAAAUGAUAUAUAUUCAUGUCUCCUUGGUCAGUAUUAUUCUUUUUCAGAAUAUUUCCUGUCAGGUGCAGAGUGAGUACCGAACAUUAUUUAUUUUAAUCUUUUUACCAAGUACAUCUUUUUUAUCCACCACAUGUUAUUGAUCUGUAUCCCGGUCAUUUACUGUUACAACACAUUCCCAUUAGUAGGGGUUACCUGCUGACAUGGUAUUUCAUUUAGCUAAUUAUUAGCAACAACUGUAUGUUUAUAAUCUUACCCUCUUUAUAUGAGUCAGUUUCUGUGUGUGAGUAUAACAUGACUAUUUUUCAUAUGCAACUUUAAUGGUAUAUCAUGCAGAAAAUAUUAAACGUUAUUUUCUUAGCCACGUAAAUACUUUCUAUGCAAAGUUGCUUCAUGACUUGAGUACCAGAUUCCUGUAGAAUGAGUUGUUUCUGUUAUAUGACAUAAUAUUAUACACAUCUGUAAAGAAAGUUUUGCUAAAAUUGAGAUCAAGUGUUGGUGGCAACAUAAAUCAAAAGAAAAUAAUGAAAACUGAAAAAAACAGUUGUGCAAAAAAAAGAAAGGCACGAAAUCUUAUUGUCGCUUAAGUAGAAGUACUAUACUCAAAGUUAACGUUUUACUUUAAUAGCGUACUCUGGAGAGUUCCCGCUAAACUCGGUGGUUCUGUGGUUCUGCUCUGCAGGAUCACUGGAGCGCUGCUGGACUUGAGAGAAACCUCCACAAAGGAAACUGAAAUGGUGCCAGUUCAGCCACACAGUAGGUGUUGGCCUGUGUUCAGUUUUAAACACUGUGAAUAGUGAGAGUUAUAAAAAUAAGAGAUCAUGCAAUUUCCUAUAACACUGAUGUUAUGGCGAGUUGUAUUUUUUAGAUAUGUUUACAAAUAAAAAAUAUAUGAAUUAGCAAAAGGAGUUAUUGUCCUUAGAACAAGGUGAGCCAGAUGUGGCCCAGUAGCUAUAUGGUGCAUAAAUGCUUGAAAAAGACAUUAGUUGUGUAUUUGUGCUGCACUAGGUUUAUGACGUGUGAUUUAUAUUGUCCCUUUUGGGUUUAGCAAAUGAGAACCUGUGCAUUUCUCAUUGGUUGCAGACGUUUUAGAAAGAUUUAUAAAUGAAACUUAGCCGUGUUGCCUCAUCUAAAGACAUAAUACAUUUCUUAAUUUUGUUUUGGUAGCAUCCUCAAUCCCUUAUUUCCUUCCAGCACACCGAUGAGGGCUUGAAUCUUACAGUUCUUUGAUCAGUGUUUCACUAUCGGCGAUCAAUAAAAAGCGAUCCCCCAUAGUAAACACUUUACUCUGUUGUCAAAGAACCGUGGUUACGUUAAAGGUGGGGUAGGUAAUUCCCUUCAGAAACACUUGUUAUAUUCCAUGGAAUGCUCUUAACAUCCCGAUUGCAAUGAAUACAUUAAAUGCUUUGACAAUAA
Molecule: messenger RNA, 5009 nt
Organism: Gymnodraco acuticeps
Lineage: Eukaryota; Metazoa; Chordata; Actinopteri; Perciformes; Bathydraconidae
Gene: ajm1
Product: apical junction component 1 homolog
Exons: 2
Coding region: 222-3488 (1088 amino acids)
Biological process (GO): cell-cell junction organization
Cellular component (GO): apical junction complex; plasma membrane
Source: RefSeq, a predicted model, not a curated record